Linum trigynum is the source of this 2763-nucleotide messenger RNA. Lineage: Eukaryota; Viridiplantae; Streptophyta; Magnoliopsida; Malpighiales; Linaceae. The record is from the annotation of a GenBank genome assembly.
AUGGCUAUUGAAGCGACAGCUGGAACUGGCGGUGGCGGAGGGGGACUUGAGGACGAGCAAUUCUACGAGUCUGCUGACCGCAUUGCUUCCUCAUCUUGCCCUUGCUCUACUUCUCAUUCGGAGUCCGAUCUGGAACUUCUUCACAACAGUUGCAGUUCGAAUUCAAAUUCCAGGUCCCCUUCUCCUGCUCUUGACCCUAAAUUGAACAUCUCCAACUAUGACAUGUGGGCUUCAGAACCUGGCCCCGUCUCUGAGCGACGUCAGCGUCUCCUUCGUCAAAUGGGCCUGUCCUCCGACAUUUCCUUCUUCCGCUCUCAGCAACCUAAUAAAGAUGUCAACUUCAUAAGUUCCGUCUCCUGCGAUUUUUUAACACCCCAGAGGUUGUUGGGUCCCAGGGAUGAUGGGGUAACCAGAUCAAAAUCUGAUGGUCCUUCUGGCGGUAGUAGUGACAAGUACAAUGACGACUAUGAUUCUUGUUCUUCAUCCUCUUCUUUCCCUUGGGUGCUUGUUUAUUCGCCCUCAAUUCUUUAUGACGAUUCAAUUAAUGUACAUAGAUGCAACUGCAACGGCAACGGCAACAGCAAAAGACAAGUGGCCGACAACAAGAAUAGUAUAAAGAAGAAUGGCUAUGUUGUUGGUGGCAUAGAACGCGCCAAUCUUCCUUCGCUACAAUCUUCAGCUACUAUUUGUGUUGUUUCCCCCAAUACCCCUUCAUGUGAACAUGGUAGGAUCGUUGAUCGGGGUAGGGUUCGGUCAAAUAGUAACGGGUUUGUGGAGGGAUUGGAAAGUAAUGUGAAGGAUAACGGAUCUGGGGAACUAGCUGACGUCUGUACAAUUAAGAAUCUGGAUACUGGGAAACAGUUUGUUGUUGAUGAAAUCAAGGAAGACGGGAUGUGGAACAAGUUAAAAGAAGUUGGGACAGGGAGGCAGCUGACGAUGGAGGAGUUCGAAAUGACUCUGGGUCGUUCACCGAUCGUGCAAGAACUCAUGAAAAGACAAAAUGGUGUAGCUGGUACAAGGGAAAAUCAUGAUUCUGACCCUGUUGGAGGUACUGAAACUGGACGGUUGGAUUUGAAAAAGAAAACUAGCUGGCUGCGAAGUAUCAGAAGUAUCGCGAAGAGUAUUAAAGGUCAUAAAGAGAGAAUGAAUGAUGAAAGGGAUGCACGUUCUGAGAGAGGAGGUAGGAGGUCAAGUUCAGGUAACGAUGAGAGCUUGGAUGUAUUUCAGGGCCCCAAGAAAGUGCGAGUAAAGCAAUAUGGCAAAUCAUAUAAAGAUUUGACUGCCCUUUAUAAGACUCAGGAGAUUCAGGCGCAUAGUGGCUCUGUUUGGUCCAUUAAGUUUAGUUUGGACGGUAGGUAUUUGGCAAGUGCAGGGGAGGAUUGUCUAGUCCAUGUUAGGCAGGUCGUGGAAACCGUGAAGAAAGGAGAGUCUGUGCUGGGAAAGUCGGAGGUUAGGAGCCUUAAUUGGCUCAUCGCCGUAAAUGGGUCUCCUGAACCUAUAUUCCUGUCAUCAUCUGCUGAUGGUGACGCAGUUAGAAGAGGGCGGUCAUCUAUAAGCAGGAAAUCUUUGAGCUUAGAGCACAUUGUUCGGCCGGAAACUGUGUUUGCACUUACAGAUAAACCUAUUUGCUCAUUUGAAGGGCAUCUUGCUGACGUGCUUGACUUGUCCUGGUCCAAGUCUCAGCUCCUCCUGUCUUCCUCAAUGGACAAAACAGUGCGCUUGUGGCACUUGUCUAGUAAAACUUGUUUGAAGAUAUUCUCACACAGGGAUUAUGUCACCUGCAUACAGUUCAACCCUGUCGAUGACAGAUUCUUCCUUAGUGGCUCCCUAGAUGGAAAGGUUCGCAUAUGGAGCAUUCCUGAUGGUCAAGUUGUUGAUUGGAAUGAUUUACAUGAGAUGAUCACAGCUGCUUGCUAUACUCCAGAUGGCCAGGGUGCACUAGUUGGCUCAUACAAGGGAAGUUGCCGGCUUUACAGCACAGCAGAGAAUAAGCUGCAGCAGAAGUGCGAAAUCAAUCUAGAGAAGAAAAGGAAGAAAUCUAAUUAUAAGAAAAUUACUGGGUUUCAGUUUGUCCCAGGAAGCUCGUCUGAAGUGCUUGUCACCUCAGCGGAUUCUCGGAUACGAGUCAUUGAUCACAUUGAUUUGGUGCACAAGUUCAAAGGGUUUCGUAACACAAACAGCCACUUCACAGCUUCCCUCACAUCAAAUGCAAAAUUUGUUGUCUCGGCAAGUGAAGGCUCCAAUGUGUAUAUAUGGAAGCAUGAGGCUAAUUGGCGUUUGACGAGAGACAAAGUUGUUACAGUUACACAAUCAUAUGAGCAUUUCCGUUGCCAAGACGUAUCCGCAGCCAUUCCUUGGCUAGGAACUAGUUGCACUGGGGCAGUUCCUGAGACUUGUUCUGGUUUCCGAUAUGGUCAGGACAACCAUCUUGAUGAAGUCUCCAUCACCAACCAUCCACUUAUACCCUUUCAGGAAGUUCUUACGGGCGACCUUUCUCCAUCCUUAUCAGGUUGCACGAACAGGCCGCAUAACCAAAUCAUUUCUGGCCCAGCCAGCGGUCGAAUUUACGAGAGAAUUUCAGCAACAUGUCCCCAGGAAAAACUUAAUUUAGAUGCUGGAACACGUAGACCUCAAACUACUAGUCAUGUCACAGAUGAGUUCACAAACCAACGUAUGUCAGCUUAUGGUAUGGUGAUUGUCACCGCUGGUCUCCGAGGUCAGAUUAAUGCCUACCAAAAUUUUGGUUUACCAGUUCCAACCUAA